Drechmeria coniospora is the source of this 1086-nucleotide messenger RNA. RefSeq lists its product as uncharacterized. Bases 1 to 1086 code for a protein of 361 amino acids. The transcript has a single exon. The record is from RefSeq and is a predicted model, not a curated record. NCBI's taxonomy places the organism in Eukaryota, Fungi, Ascomycota, Sordariomycetes, Hypocreales, Ophiocordycipitaceae.
AUGGAGGAUCUCGAGCUGGCUGUGCAAGUGACGAUGAGUGCGAUGUUGUCAAAACUCAGGAUCCGAGUGGGACAACGAGCAGUUCUCGACAUUGCUGUCCCGUUGAAUCGCUUUGCCACGGAAGCAGCGACGCAUGCAGAAUUCCUUGGGCGCUCGAAAAGGCUGAUUAACGACCUGUACUUGAUUCUUGACAGACUGAGAGCGGACAAAGAAAUUCCAUCCGAGAGCUUGGAUGCUCGGCUUCUGCCGAUCACGGAACCGUUGCUCGAGUAUACGGGUGCGAGAAUCGCGGGAGACCAGAUCGACAAGCAUAUUGUCCCAUUUUCUGUGCCGGAUUUGAUUUCCCUUGCACUCAGCCAGCGGCCAUGGAAGCGUCUGUUCUAUGUCGACAGCCCCCAGGGAGAUGGAAUCUUUUUGAAAUUCCGACGCGUAGCCUCCCGAAGCAUGUCUCGCGAACUUCUCGACUACGCCGAAAGACUCCCGGGAGGCAUUCAAAUGCUCGUGAAGCACAGGUUCACCACGUCAGAGGCAAUUCAUCUCGACACGAUGUCCAUCGACCAUGUCAUCAUCGGCAUGUCCGAUGGUCCACUUCAUGUCUCGGACAAACUUAAACUCACGGUGGCUUUGUUGGCACUCCCACCUGCAAACACGACGACUGAUCCAUUGCGAGCAAGUGCUAGGAGUCGUUCCGUCACCGUCGUAUUCUGUGGAGGGCACACCCGCUUUCGAGCCCAAACCGUGUCCUUCCUUUCCGCCAUAAUGGGACUCCCGCAUGUCGAUGCCGCAAACGAUAUUGCAGACGGUGCAGAUGUCCUAAUCUGGGAACGGGUCGUUGGAGACGGGACACGCGUCGAAGUUAUAACCAUGGAAGCAAUCCGGCUGGAUGGCAACUCCGCUGCUACGUUGGCACUCAUGUCGCCAGACACGGUCUGGCUCACGAAAGCGUUGCGAAAAAGUUACGCAAACCGGCAACAGCAUGCUAUUGUAUUCAAAGAUUUUGAUUGCAUUUGGCCCACCAUCGGCGAGCCAUGGCGUAGCCAGCAAUGGCCACCCAAGCCUCAUGGUACACCUACUUACACGGAGUGA